Maylandia zebra (zebra mbuna) is the source of this 1578-nucleotide messenger RNA. Lineage: Eukaryota; Metazoa; Chordata; Actinopteri; Cichliformes; Cichlidae. The record is from RefSeq and is a predicted model, not a curated record.
AUGCAGCUGCAGGAUGCCAUGCCCAGCCCCAGUAUAACCGUGUCUCCAGAGGCCAUCACUCUGAGAGAGGCGGAGCCUGUUGGUAUCCCCGUUACAGAGUUUGAGGGUGCAGAGCUGGUUGAUGACCAUCCAGAUACUAUUGACUUCCUGCUGGCACAAACAGAUCACUUUCCAGAAGGAGAUUUGGAGAUACCGGGAGAAAAGGUGGCAGCAGGGGAACAAGAAAAAGAGGUGGAACGGGAGGAACGAGAGGGCGACCUGGAGAAACACGGAGCAAAGGAGCUCACGGGAUCCACUCUAGAGUUGCAGCCCACUACUCUUUCCAGUGAGGAGGCUAUUUUGUUGCCUCAGGAAGAGCCAGGCCUGCCCGCAGAGAAGCCCCCCUCAGACCAGCUCACUCCCGUCUCUGUGCCCGGCCUGCCUGCUCCGCCCUCUGCAGCAAAGGAACGUGAAAGGCGUCUAAGAAGUCUGGAGUUGGAGGUGCUGGCUUUUGAUGUGGCUUCACCAGAGAAGAAAAAGAGGAAGAGGAGAAGGAGGCAGCUGAUCUUCUUUGACCCGGUGACGCAGCUCUCCCAGGACGAUGUGCAGCGACAGAUCGACGACUCUUUGACCGAGACGAGGCGACCACUCCUCGCCCCGCUUUCCUUUCAAAGGAUCCUUCCUGCUGCUGAUCUCUUCAACAAGCCCUGCACCUUCUUGCCUGAAGAGGUUCAGUUUCUAUGGAGACAGAGUGCAACCGUCACACCCCUCUCGGGCUCGGACCUGCAAGUUGGGGAGCGAGGCCCCGAAUCCACUGAUUCUGAAAGGGAGAGAGAGCGUGAGAUGCUCGAGGUUCCCGAAAGAGAGGUCCUCAGAGAAAUGGCAGAAUCAGAGAUGCUUGAUAUUUCAGCCCAGGGUGCACUGCCACUGGAGGGCAGUGACCAGAGAGAGGUGUCUCGAGAGAUCUCCCCCUUAUAUCUAUCCGAAGGGUCCACUCUCUCCAGGUCUAUUUCUACACUGAGGGACAUCCCAGAGGUGUCGGACGAGUUGCCUGGGAGAGUAGCCGCGGAGUCACCUCGGUUGCUGCCAGAAUUGGCCGAAGGUGAAGUAGAGCCUCUGCUUUUUCAGUCCCUCUUGCCGCCCGAGGUCAACCGCAAAACUGUCAGCAAUGUUUUUCAGCGGCUUCUGGCAUCUUUAUCUGCCAGGAAGCUGCGUGUGGAGCAGGAUGAGCCUUAUGGUGACAUCUUCAUAUUUCGUGGCUCCAACUAUGAAGAAAUACAUCUGCCUUUGUAACAUGGAAGCAGCGAAGCAGCGCUGAGCCUCCUGAUCGGACUCGUCCCAUCUUAAAGCCAGACUGGAAACUUCGUGUUCAACAGCAUCAUAAAUACAAAGCGGUGUUUUGUGAGAGAUCAUUUCACGAGAAGGGUUUAAAAAGCAUUUUAUCGAGCUUUUAAUGCGAUUAAGUGUUGUUUUUAUAAUUGUUCCUUAGUGCUACCAGGUUUAUGAGAUUUCUGAUAAAUAUUUUAACAAUUUUUAUUGUUUUAUCUGCAAUCAAACAGAAGUGUUGUCGUUGUUGUUCUGUGCACUCAGUUGAACUGU